Messenger RNA from Entrophospora sp. SA101, 3771 nucleotides. NCBI's taxonomy places the organism in Eukaryota, Fungi, Glomeromycota, Glomeromycetes, Entrophosporales, Entrophosporaceae. The record is from the annotation of a GenBank genome assembly.
AUGUCGAAUCCUUUAUCAUUUUAUGUUCACGUUUUCACCUUUGAAUUUAUGAAUGUUGACACUGAACUCCAUAGUUUCAGAAGACUCAGCCGAGUGACGUCCAAAGGACAGAAUAUUAAUUAUAAAAUUUCUUCCUCUUCUUCUUCGUCCGAAGAAGAUGGUAGACCAAAAAAUCCAGGAUCUUCUGAAAAAAGAUUGAAGUCUGAAAAAUCAAGAGAUGGUAAAAUACAAGAUUAUUGGGGUAGUUCUAGUUCAUCAUCACAAACCAGUAAAAAUACUUCUUCGCAACCUGAACUAUCAGACGAUCAAGGGCGACAUUCUUCUUCAAAAGUCGCAUCAUCUAAAAAAAGUAAAUAUUUCAUUAAUCCAAAUGAUUGCAUAAUUAAGGACAGAUAUUCCAAAAGAACUAGAACUAUAAAAAACUACAAUGAGGAUGAGUUAGAUAAACAGCUUGGCCUUGAAGCGGAUUAUAACGACGAAGAGGGUGAUGAUUCUCAAUUUUAUGAAAACCCACAACCGGAAGAAGAGGAGCAUAAUAUUGAGAGUGUACAUGACAUUAAAAGAAUAGAAGGAGGGGAUGGUUCCAAGAAUUCAGAUGACCCUAAAACAAACAUGGUAUUUCUAAUAAAAUGGAAAGGAUGGAGCCAUCUGCAUAAUACUUGGGAAACUUUUGAAAACUGCCAUGGUUUAAAAGGCUUCAAAAAAUUGGAAAACUAUGUCAAAAAUUAUUUGUCCGAACAAUAUUUGUUGAAUGAAAGUCCUGAAGACAAGGAAAAUAUUGAUGUUAAUGUGGAAAUGUCUAGAGAAAUGUUAAAGGAUUACAAGACAGUCGAAAGAAUUAUAUCUAAAAGAAUUGCACCUCGUAUUGAAGAUAACCGUCCUGGAGUUGAAUAUUUAUGCAAAUUCAAACGUUUGCCAUAUCAGGAUUGUACUUGGGAACCAGUUAACCUCAUUCAAAACGAAUUUCGAUCUGAAAUUGUCGCAUAUAAUCAUCGUAAUGUCAACCAACGUAUCCCUCAUAAAAGCAGCCUUUUGUCAAAACAUAGGCCAAACUUUAAACCAAUGACACAACAACCUUCUUACUUGAGUGUCCAAGCAAUCUCCUUCUUAUCUUAUCUGUAUCAUUCUUUGCAUCAGUAUGGUCCUUAUUUGAUAGUGGUUCCACUAUCAACAAUUGGCUCUUGGCAAAAUGAAUUUCAAAUUUGGGCACCUGAUCUUAAUGUCAUCUAUUAUACUGGACCUUCUCAAAGUCGUGAAGUAAUAAGAGAACAUGAAUUUUUUGUUCCAUAUUCAUCAUCAAAAAAAUUAAAAUUCAAUGCCUUGGUGACAACUUAUGAAUUCAUUCUUAAGGAUCGUAAAGAACUAGGAAAUAUUAAAUGGCAAUAUUUGGCAGUUGAUGAAGCGCAUCGAUUGAAAAACAGCGAAUCACAACUCCAUGAAGUAUUGUCUACUUUUCAUACAUCUAAUCGACUUUUAAUAACAGGCACACCAUUGCAGAAUUCAGUUAAAGAAUUAUGUGCAUUGGUUAAUUUUCUUAUGCCUAAUUUUUUAAUCGCUUCUGACAUUGACAUUGAUGCACCUGAUGAGGAACAGGAAAUAAAAAUUCGUGAACUUCAUAAAAGUCUUGAACCCCAUAUGCUUAGGCGACUAAAGAAAGAUGUAGAAAAAUCACUUCCACAAAAGACUGAAAGAAUACUUAGAGUUGGUCUCUCACCAUUACAAACGCAUUAUUAUAAAAAUAUUCUUACCAAAAAUUUUAAUGUACUUAAUGAAGGUGUUACCGGCUCUUCACAAAUGAGUUUAUUAAAUAUUGCUAUUGAAUUGAAAAAAGCUAGUAAUCAUCCAUUCUUAUUUCCUAAUGCUGAAUCUCCAACCAAUACUAGAGAAGAUCAACUACGAGGUUUAAUCAUGAGUAGUGGGAAAAUGGUGUUACUAGACAAAUUGCUCACCAGAUUAAAGGAAUCUAAUCAUCGUGUUCUUAUAUUUUCUCAGAUGGUCCGUUUGUUAGAUAUCUUGACAGAUUAUUUGAGGUUACGUGGAUAUCAACAUCAACAUUGGAACCCACAAAAUGAUCUCCAAGCAAUGGCAAGAGCACAUCGAAUUGGUCAAAAAAAUCAUGUAAAUGUUUAUCGAUUUGUGACAAAAGAUACUAUGGAAGAAAGCAUCCUUGAACGUGCAAAGCGUAAGAUGGUUUUGGAGUAUUGUAUUAUCAAACAAAUGGACACGUCUGGUAAAAGCAUUUUGCAGAGAAAUACCAAGACUGCCACUAAAGCAUCAGACAAUUUUAGUCGUGAAGAAUUAUCGGCAAUAUUAAAAUUUGGUGCUCAAAAUAUGUUCAAAGAAAGUGAUAACACUAAAAAGCUUGAUGAUAUAGAUCUUGAUGACAUACUUGCGCGUGCUGAAACUCAUGACACUAUUGGGGAUCAGGGUAGUAGUAGCUUUGGUGGCGAAGAGUUCCUAAAACAAUUUCAAGUUGCAGAUUUUGGUGGUGGGGAUUUAAGCUGGGAUGAAAUAAUUCCAAAAGACGAAAUAUAUAAACUUUCAUCAAGUCAGCAAUCUUCUAUUUCAAUUGAAGAAGAAGAAGAGCAAUAUAAAUUGGGAAUGAAACGAAGGAAUACAAGCGCAAGUUCAAGUUUUGUUUCUGAUGAUUACCUUGGUUCAGAAUGUAGUGAUAAACAUCCAAAAACAACUAAAAAAACUAACAACAAAAAAGGUGCAAAUGAUGCAGAAAAAUCAAGAUCACAAUCAGAUGUUGAUGAAUCUGACAGUAACCAAUCUUCCAUAAAACGUGUCUCGUCCAGUUCAGGCAAGGAGUUAAGUCUAAAAGAAAUUAGAGCACUAAUUAGAGCAGUAAUGAAAUUUGGUGAUAUAAAUCAACGUUAUGAUGACAUAGUUGCAGAUGCCAAAUUGACAGGAAAAAGUAAAGAAAAUUUGAUAAGGAUAUAUAACGAGCUAUUUGAUACUUGUGAAUCUGCAAUAAGAUCUCACGAAGAUUUGAAUGACUCGCAUUCAAACUCUCGUGGGAGAGCGAUCAUGACUUCUUAUAGAGGAAUUGAGAAAAUUAAUGCUGGCUCGUUUAUACAAAGAAUUAUUGACCUCAGAGCAGUUAACAGUCUUGAAGCAAUAAAUGACCCAUCACGCUUUACAAUCAGUUUUUCCCCAAAGCCUGUAGGUAGUUGGUUCACAGAAUGGGGUCAAGAGGAAGAUUCCUUACUUAUCUCAGGAAUAUAUAAACAUGGAUUUGGAAACUGGCGUGCUGUUCGUGAAGAUUCAGAUUUAGGCCUUAGAGAAAAGCUAUCCGUUGAUGAGGAUGAUGCUUCUCUACGAACCUCCAAUAUAGCAAAGGUAGUUCGCAGAGCGGAAUAUUUACUGAAGGUGAUUAGAGAAUGGACUCGUAAAUUUAAGACUCAAAAUGACAUUAAAGGUAAAAAGGUAGUAACCAAGUCUUCGACUGAGGAUGAACCCAAUGAAGAGUCAAUAAACCGUAUAUGCAAAGAACUGUUGCGUCCAGUUAAAGAUAGUCUCCAAUGGCUAAAAAAAGAAUCAAUAAAAUAUGAGGGAAAAGAAAAGGCCAGAUUGAUUAAAGAGCACAUGAAAAAAAUCGGAUCUAGAAUUGAAGGAAUCCUUUUUGAAAGGUCUGUCGGGGAACGAGAAGAGUGCAAACAUAAUCUAUGGAGAUUUGUUACUUAUUUUUGGCCACGUGAAGUUGAUGCAGAUAAAUUGAUUGUUUUAUAUCACAAACUUAUUGCUGCUGAAUCAGAAAAGAAUUAG